Fusarium poae is the source of this 1638-nucleotide messenger RNA. RefSeq lists its product as uncharacterized. Gene Ontology annotation, cellular component: membrane. The coding region runs from base 1 to 1638 and encodes 545 amino acids. The transcript has 2 exons. Gene Ontology annotation, molecular function: carbohydrate:proton symporter activity. Gene Ontology annotation, biological process: carbohydrate transport; transmembrane transport. The record is from RefSeq and is a predicted model, not a curated record. NCBI's taxonomy places the organism in Eukaryota, Fungi, Ascomycota, Sordariomycetes, Hypocreales, Nectriaceae.
AUGGCGCGACCAAAUAUGAUCAAGGCCACGAAAAGGGCCAUCAAAGAUAGUCCAAGAGAAAUCUUCAAUUGGUAUCUUCUAGCUUGCACAUGUGUCUGGAGUUUCUCAGGUGUUGCCAAAGGUUUCGAUGAAGGUAACAUUGCGUCUCUCGUCAUCAUGGACAUUUUCAAAGAGCAUUUCGGAAUCGAUAACCAAACCGACCACGAGUAUGCCAAUACAAAAGGCUGGAUCGUAUCGAUUGCCACAGCGGGAGCCGUAUUUGGCUGUCUAGGUUGUGUGUGGCUCACGCAGCGGUUUGGAAGAACACGAACGUUUCAGUUCUUCACUGUUGUGUAUAUGGCUGGCAUCUUUGGUCAGACCUUCAGUAACAAUCUCGGUGUCCUUUACGCCACACGCGUCAUCUCUGGAAUAGGGAUUGGCGCGACUACUGUUCUUCCUUCAGUCUACAUCGCAGAGAUAUCUCCCCAACCGAUCCGCGGGCUCUUGACUCUUCAGUAUACAUGCUGCCAACAGCUCGGUGUCGUCUUUGGUUUCUUCUUUAACUACGGCGUCACGAAAUACCAUGCCGGAACGAGCCUCCAAUGGCAACUACCCACUGCUCUACAACUGAUCCCCGCCUUGAUCUGGGGUGUUGGUACAUUCUUUACUCCUGAGACACCUCGCUUUCUCUUGAGUCAGAAUAAGAAGACAGAAGCCUUGGCUGUCCUCUCACGUUUCCGAGGACUUCCUGAGGAUCAUCCUUAUGUUCAAGCCGAGUUUCAAGGUAUCGAGUCACAGCUCAAUCACGAAAUCGAGGUUGUGGCUGGGGCCAACACCAUCGAUCUGGUCAAAGAGACAUUCUCUGAUAUCAGCAACCGUCGCCGAUUCACCCUCAUGUUUGCAUGUCAUGUUCUUGGGCAAUGGUCUGGAGCAAAUGCGAUAACGCAGUAUUCUCCAACGAUCUUUGGAUAUCUUGGAAUCGCUGGUACUGAAGCACGUUUUCUGGCGACAGGUUGCUAUGCGAUUUUGAAGUUUGUCUCGGUCCUGCUGUUCUCCGUUUUCGUCAUCGAUUUCAUCGGCCGACGCCGGUCCCUCAUGACUGGGAUUACCAUUCAGAUAUUGACUUUGGCAUUCGUUGGAGCUUACCUCAAAGUCACCAACGGCUUGACACCCGAGGACAUUGAGUCUAGCUCCUCCACCAUGGCGGCUAGUCGUGCUGCUAUCGCAGCCAUCUACAUUCACGCCAUCGGCUGGUCUAUCGGAUGGUUCUCCAUUCCAUACCUCGUGUCCGCCGAAGUCUUUCCCAUCCGUAUCCGCUCCAUAAAUGUAGCAACGUUGAUGGCGGUGCACUGGGCCAUGUAUUUCGGCUGUUCGCGGGCUAUGCCUUCACUGUUGGCUGCGACUGAGAGAUAUGGCGCUUUCAUGUUUUUCUUGAGCAUCGCCACUUGCUCGCUUAUCUAUGUUUACUUCGCCAUGCCUGAAACCUCUGGAAGGUCUCUCGAGAGUAUGGACAAGCUAUUUGAGAGACCUUGGUACACUGUACACAAGAUUGCAUAUCCUACGGUGGACGAUCUGAAGCCUGCUGCUCGUGAGAUUAUUGAGCCAGAUAUGAAGGACCAGGAGUCUGUUGUGUCAAAACAUAUUGAGAACCGCUACUAA